AUGGCAACAUCUCAACAAGAGCUGGACUGGCAAUCGACGAAGAAGACGGUGUUAGAACGAAGUCGUCAUAUGUUUAAUAAUCCGUUCAUGAGCGACAUCGCGUUCAGUUGUGAAGGCUCCGACAAGAAAUUCUUCGCACAUAAAUAUGUCCUCGCCACAAGUAGUGCUGUAUUUUAUGCGAUGUUUUACGGCGAGCUGGCGGAGAAGAAUUCAGUUGUUCAUCUGAGCGAUACUGACGAGGAAAGUCUGGAGGAAUUUCUACGAUUUCUUUACACGGACGAGUGUAACUUGACAACAGAUAAUGCCCUGUUUGUGUUGUACUUGGCCAAGAAGUAUAUCGUGCCCUCUGUGACGAUUUCUAUCGCCGACGUGGGCGCUGCAGUUCACAAUAACACAAGUCAAUAAAACCCACUGUACUACAAUUAACAUAAAGGUUUUAAUUCUGUAAUUACUAAGAGUUAUCUAAUUUCCUAAAGUAUUUUUUUUAACAAACCCGAGUCCAACAGAGUGUAGCUACGUCUUCUUUCUUCAGCUAGCCCACAGCGCUUAACUUUCCGCGUAGUAUCAAACAUAUAGCAGCGUCGUAUCUUGUUUGUUGAGAAUUUCAACGGAUAUAUCUUAUGAACACAAGCGUGACGAAACUUGCUAACAAUCUGAAUAUUCUUAAAUCGCUUCGAGAUGUUUUCUGUCGAUCUCAAAUGAACUUGAGCGUAUAUAGUCAGCGAACUUCAGUAUACUUCCAACAAAAGCAAGAUGUCCUUCCAAGUUGUUCUUCUCCUGAAGGUCUUCGUCGGGUUUUUUUUUUUAAUAUUUAGGAACUCCUUCCUUGCUUGUCCUGUUUUUCCUCUGCUCGCUUCAAACUCUGGGCUCCUUAUAUAAUCCAUUAAUUUACAUAUUCAUAAAAUAUAAUUAUAAUUAUAAUACAGCUAUUCUUUUAUCACACCUUCCCGCCAAAGAUCAUAUUACAACUGUAAUUGAUCCAAUGCUGUUACAAAAUCUGACGAGUACACAUACACCAGCAACAACUCCCAAACCGGUCGGAGAGGAGCAGCCAGGCGAAAAAUACCCAUCGGCAGGGAAGGUUCCUACACUCCCACGGGACUUUACUCAAUUCUACUUAACGCAUCUGCGUCCACAUUCUUUUCCCCCGCCUUAUGCUCAUACUCUAUCUCAUACUCCUGAAGAGUCAAACUCCACCGCCGCAACUUACGAUUUUUAUCCUUUACUUGGUUUAGCCAAACUAAAGGGUUAUGAUCCGUUUGCAGUUUAAACUUCCUACCAAAAAGGUAAUAUCGGAAAGUUUCAACAGCCCAAACAAUUGCCAAACACUCCUUCUCAAUCGUCGCUAACUUCAACUAUAAUUACUCUCGCUCAGAAAUGUUUUGAAUAUUUUGACGCCAACUUCGCAGCAGAAAAUGUUUUCAUACUUUUACAGCAAGCAAUUCAAUUUGACGAAAACAAACUUGAGGAGAAAUGCUGGGAUUUUAUAGAUUUGAACACAAGCGAAGCUGUCGUUUCUGAUGGAUUUUGUGACAUUAAUCAAGCAACUUUAGUAGAGUUAGUGAAGCGAGAACCGUUGAACGUCGAAGAGGUUGAUCUUUUCAAAGCAGUUUUAAAAUGGAGCGAAGCGGAAUGCUCAAGAAAGGGAAUAGAAGCGAAUGCAAAGAACAAACGAGCCGCCAUGGGAAAUGCAAUCUAUCAAAUACGUUUUGCUUCUAUGACCCUUCAAGAUUUGGCCCAGAAUGCUUCCCAGUCGGGUGUACUUACACCAGAAGAAAUUCUUUUAUUCUUUGAGAAAUUAGGCGGAGUAGACAGAACGUCCGAAGUAUGGAAUAUGUCAGAAACAAGAGCAAAAAAAAAAUUAGAUAUCUUUCUAACACUAUUUGAUCAAUUUGAUUGGAAAGCUUUGGAACAAUCCAGAUCAUAG
Molecule: messenger RNA, 1927 nt
Organism: Paramuricea clavata
Lineage: Eukaryota; Metazoa; Cnidaria; Anthozoa; Malacalcyonacea; Plexauridae
Source: the annotation of a GenBank genome assembly